AUGCCAGUGAGACGAGGCCAUGUGGCGCCCCAAAACACUUUCCUGGACACCAUCAUCCGCAAGUUUGAAGGACAGAAUCGAAAGUUUGUCAUCGCCAAUGCACAGGUGGAGAACUGUGCCAUUAUUUUCUGUAAUGACGCUUUCUGCGGGAUGUGUGGUUACACCAGGGCUGAGAUCAUGCAGAAGCCCUGCACCUGCAGCUUCCUGUAUGGACCUCACACCAAGAGAACAGCGGUGGCCCAGAUGGCUAAAGCUCUUCUUGGAGCAGAGGAGAGGAAGGUGGAGCUUUCUCUCUACACUAAAGAUGGAGUGUGUUUCAGCUGUGCAAUAGAUGUGGUUCCUGUGAAGAAUGAAAACGGCCUGGUCAUCAUGUUCAUUCUCAACUUUAAGCUUCCCACUGACCCCAGAGCAGCCAGCAGCUCCCCAGCCAGAGAGCUGCACAGAGCACUGCCGAUCCCCUGGCUCCCGCUGGCUGGGCGGCAGCGUCUGCGCCUCCUCCUGCGCUCCCUCAACCCCGGAACGGAGGUCCUGUCCCAGGACACAGAGCUAGGGGCUCCUCAUGCUGACUUCCCUCUCCUUGGACACGAGUCUGUGGCCCUAGAUAAACUCCUGUCCCUUCCUGAGAUACAGCAGCUGGAGGAGACAGGAGCUGGACUACUGCUGUGGAACGAUGAGGAGGAAGGGAUGAGAGUGGGACGAAGAGGAGGAGAGAGGGGCAGCUUGCUGGCAUCCAGGCGAAGGAGUGAGGGGGACAGAAAGACAAGAGCAGGAGGAGAUAAUUUUGGGCUGCUGGUUGAUACAAGUGGAGGACAAGAAGGAGGGAGUGUGUCCCCAGCUCCAGCCUCAGCACCCCCAACACUGGCACAGCCACUUGCCUCCUCAAAGGCUCGAUCAAGCAAGCAUCCUUCCAGCAGGUUCGAUGGCAUGCAUGGGACAUUAAAACAUUCCUCCUCAGUGGAUGCUAUCAAGAGUGGGCACAGUUACUGGGAAAAGACACGGCAGCUGAGACACAGCUGCAACGCUGGUAUGGGAUCUAUGAGAAAGAACAGUGUGCCAGUUGGGACAUCAGACACUGAUUCACGCUGCUGGACCAACAGCCAGCAGAUGACCCACAGCCUACUGGACACAAAGACUGACGCCUUUGUGGCAUUACAUCCUGGUGAAAUCAGACCUCCCUGCAAACUGAUCGACAGGACACACCAUGUCACUGAGAAAGUCACCCAGGUGCUGUCUCUGGACGAUGUGUUACCAGAGUAUAAACUAGAGACUCCUAGGAUCCAAAAGUGGACCAUCCUUCACUACAGCCCCUUCAAAGCUGUGUGGGACUGGGUCAUUUUGCUCUUAGUCAUUUAUACAGCCAUAUUCACUCCUUAUUCGGCUACAUUUCUACUAAGUGACCAGGAGGAGGCAGCCAUGCAGACUUGUGGUUACUCCUGUUCACCCCUUAAUGUUGUGGAUCUAAUAGUGGACAUCAUGUUCAUUGUUGACAUCAUCAUCAACUUCAGGACCACAUAUGUCAACUCCAAUGAUGAGGUGGUGAGCAAGUCUUCUCGGAUUGCUGUCCACUACUUCAAAGGGUGGUUCCUCAUUGACAUGGUGGCAGCCAUUCCCUUUGACCUCCUCAUCUACCGCUCAGGAGAGGAGGUGGUUAGGGCAGGUGGAGAGGGAGAGACCACCACACUAAUUGGCUUACUGAAGACAGCUCGGUUACUGCGAUUGGUUCGUGUAGCCAGGAAGUUGGACCGUUACUCAGAGUAUGGUGCAGCUGUGCUCUUCCUCCUCAUGUGCACCUUUGCCCUUAUUGCCCACUGGCUGGCCUGCAUCUGGUAUGCCAUAGGAAAUGUGGAGCGGUCAACCUCGGCUGGGAUCGGCUGGUUGGACAAUCUGGGUGAACAGCUGGGGAGGCCGUACAAUGACUCCAUCAUCGGGUCGGGUCCUUCCAUUAGAGAUAAAUAUGUCACAGCUCUGUACUUCACCUUCAGCAGUCUGACCAGCGUAGGCUUCGGGAAUGUCUCUCCAAACACCAACUCUGAGAAGAUCUUCUCCAUCUGCGUCAUGCUUAUUGGUGCUUUGAUGUAUGCCAGUAUUUUUGGUAAUGUGUCAGCCAUUAUCCAGCGGCUGUACUCUGGUACAGCUCGCUACCAUGCCCAGAUGAUGAGAGUUCGAGAGUUCAUCCGCUUCCACCAGAUCCCCAACCCUUUAAAACAGCGGCUAGAAGAAUACUUCCAACACGCAUGGUCCUACACUAAUGGGAUAGACAUGAACGCUGUUUUGAAAGGUUUCCCAGAGUGUCUCCAGGCAGAUAUUUGUCUCCACCUCAACAGGUCACUGCUGCAAAACUUUAAGGCUUUUAAAGGAUCCACUAAGGGCUGUCUGAGGGCCCUAGCUAUGAGGUGUAAGACCACCCACGCUCCUCCUGGUGACACUCUAGUGCAUGCUGGAGACCUGAUAUCAGCUCUGUACUUCAUCUCCAGAGGAUCCAUAGAGAUCCUCAAAGGAGACGUGGUAAUAGCUAUACUGGGGAAGAAUGAUAUCUUUGGAGAGCCCAUUAAUCUGUACGCUCAGCCAGGACAAUCCAGAGCUGAUGUCAGAGCUCUGACCUACUGUGAUCUACACAAGAUACACAGAGAGGAUAUGCUGGAGGUUCUGGACAUGUAUCCUGAAUUUAGUGAAUAUUUCUGGUCCAACUUGGAAAUCACCUUCAAUCUCAGAGAUGUGAAUAAUGAAUCUUUGGGUUUUCCGGGUAAAGAAGACUCUGGCGUUGAGGGAUUAAGCAGACAAAGAAAACACAAACUCUCCUCCGCUCACACAGUUCCUGACGAUAAAGGGGAGGAUUCAGAGGGGACCUCCAUGAUUCAUGCUGUUGCUGCUGCCACAAAUACUGCAACAUGCUCCAACACAGAUAGGAGAGAGAAGACCUGUAACCCUUCCACAGGCAACUGUGACUGGCUAAGUGUCUCACUGUGUAUCUGUGUGUGGACCGGGUCAUUCUCAGGUGCGUCCGACAUCUUCACGUUUUGGGGCUUAGAGAGUCCCGAGGAGGUGUCUCCCUCCCAGCAGCUCUUUGACCUGCCCUCCUCCCCCCACUGUCCCUCCAGCCCUCCUUCUCUACCCGUCAUCUCUGGGAAGCAGAAGGGGGAGUUAGAGAAGAGACUCGAGGCACUGCAGCUGCAGAUUACCAGGUUGGAGUGUCGUAUGUUAGCAGACGUGGGGUCCAUCAUGCAGCUGCUGCAGAUGCGGAUGCAGAUGAUCCCACCUUCCUACAGCACCCUGACAUCGCCCCCUAACUUACUUUCCUCCCCCAUCCUGUCCCCCACAGACCAGUCACCAUCCACUGACCCCCAGCAGCAACAGUCUAAAGAAAACCAAGAUCAAGUCCUUCAACAGUUCCCAGAAUCUACUGUCUUCCAUCUUACUGCCUCACCCCCUCACACUUCAUGUCCGUCACUGUUUUCUUCCCCCAACCUCCCCCAGAACAGCUCCACCUCUCCACCCCUUUCUCAAACCUCCAGCCAGUCUCCGUCCUCCCUCCUUCCUCAGACUGGAAGCCUGAGUCUAGAUCCAGCUCCCAGCGAGGCCUGAUCAACCAGUCCUUUGUGUCAGGACACAGAGCUUAUCCUCUGUAUCACAGGACCAGUCCGUCUGUGGACAGACAGUCCCUGUCCUUCCAACAUCUGUCAGUCAUAUCUUCACCAAUCAACCAAUCACAAGAGGACCCCGUCCCUGCUCAACCCAACACAGAAGCAGCAUCUAGCCGAUCAGAGCAGCCCUGGGGCCCGCUGUGCCUGUCAUCAUUGGACAGUGGUGUCACCACACCGCAGAGUCUGCUCUGUACUGUGUGAACAUGCUUCUGCAAAAUGAUUUACAUCUGUCAAAAUAGAGAUCACAAUAAAUGACCA
Etheostoma cragini (Arkansas darter) is the source of this 3899-nucleotide messenger RNA. Its product is annotated as potassium voltage-gated channel subfamily H member 6-like. The transcript is spliced from 23 exons. Gene Ontology annotation, biological process: regulation of ventricular cardiac muscle cell membrane repolarization; membrane repolarization during action potential; potassium ion transmembrane transport. The record is from RefSeq and is a predicted model, not a curated record. Gene Ontology annotation, molecular function: inward rectifier potassium channel activity. Gene Ontology annotation, cellular component: membrane. Lineage: Eukaryota; Metazoa; Chordata; Actinopteri; Perciformes; Percidae. The coding region runs from base 1 to 3582 and encodes 1193 amino acids.